Molecule: messenger RNA, 1438 nt
Organism: Lathyrus oleraceus (garden pea)
Lineage: Eukaryota; Viridiplantae; Streptophyta; Magnoliopsida; Fabales; Fabaceae
Exons: 4
Coding region: 212-1201 (329 amino acids)
Molecular function (GO): metal ion binding; mRNA binding
Source: RefSeq, a predicted model, not a curated record
GUAUCUUGUAUCUUAAAUCUAUAGUUUCUAUUUUGCUUCAAAAAUAUGCGGUGAACUAAAACCUGCUUCCUUUGCUAUCGUGUUCCGCAAACUAUAAAUUAGAGAUUUCUUCCUAUUUCGUCUCUCUCCAUUUCUUCUUCUUCUUCUCCGCACUAACCUACAGGCACUGAAAUUGCAAUGCACCACCGCCAUUUUCGUGCUUGAAUAGGUUAUGGAGAACGCGAUGAGCAACGGCAAGAUGAAGGUCUCGAAGCUGAGGACUUUGAACGAGAACUUUUCGCCGUUGCAGAUCGAGUUGGAUGAAAAGAGAGGACGCUAUCUCCAAUCAGCGACGAUGAGUCCAGGUUUUCAACAGUACACCGAGAAAUUCGACGCUGGCUCGCCGCUCGCAAAAUACUUCUACGCCGGAUCUCCGAUUUCAUCUAAAUCCGGUGAGGCCUUCAAUUCUCCGCUUUUCGGCUCCAGCAAGUAUAGGUCCGCAAACAGUAGCUUUGGUUCAGGGAACAGUAGCUUUGGUUCUCGCGGUAGAUUGUCUCUCUCCCCGCUUUCUUCAAUCGAGAACUUCGAAUUGAAGCCAAUGCAGAAGUCGCCGCCGAUAUACCGAACGCCAGUGAAGGCGGAGGAGGAAGUUAUUGUCAUGGAUGAUAUUCAGGUGAGGCCAAUGUUCGGAGUAAAGAGCGGAAGGUCCUCAUCGUCUUCUUCCAGUAGGGGCUCUUCUUCCUCUUCUUCGUCCACCAAGAGUUUGUUCAAGACGGACAUUUGCAGAGCCUGGGAAGAAUCUGGAAACUGCCGCUUCAAUUCCAAAUGCCAGUUUGCUCACGUCAGAGAAGAGCUUCAUCCAGGUCGUUUCUCCAUGAAGAAUAAAUCUGAGGCACAGAUGGGCAAAAUUUCAAUUAGACAAGAACCGUGCAUAUAUGGCCUAAAUACACGCAUUGUUCAAGAACAUCAAGAAGUAGCUGAACCUGAACGUGUAGUCACAAGACCCAUGAUAUCACAACCAUCUUCACCUGAACAUCAUCGCAUGCACGCCAAUUCCAACACCAUCAGUGACUGGUCACCUCUGGAUGAUGGCAUUGAGUGUUUCCUCCCAAAUUGUUCAGAUAAAGUUCCCUCUAAGGAGGAAGUUGAUGCACAUAUUUUUGGUAUUCUUAAUCAGCCGACUACUAAAAGAAGACUACCGGUAUUCGCGGCACUUUGCUAGGGGAAGUAUAUCCCAUGACUAGGAAAAAGACUCCUCACUGUGGAAAUUACUCUCAAAACCAUAUAUUUUUUUCUAUUAUUUGAAUAAAUAAUGUCACCCCUGGUAAAUAAAUACCAUCGUAGUUGGGUGUGCUGCUAACAAAUACUAUUACGUGACAUUUAAUGGUCAGUUGAUGGCUAGAUUACCAGUGCUGUGCAUACAUUUUAGAAUAAUAACAUUUUUUCAUAAAAGGCAUAA